Molecule: messenger RNA, 1352 nt
Organism: Frankliniella occidentalis (western flower thrips)
Lineage: Eukaryota; Metazoa; Arthropoda; Insecta; Thysanoptera; Thripidae
Exons: 5
Source: RefSeq, a predicted model, not a curated record
ACAUCCCCCCGAGCCACGCCCCCCAAGGGCACAUGCCCCAAGUACAUGGACCGCAAGGACACAUCCCUCAAGCUCACGUCCCUCAGGGGCACGCCCCCCAGGGACACAUUCCCCCUCAAGGCCGGCCUGUCCACGGCCACGGCCCUCCGGGGCAUCCAGGACCAGGGUAUCAGCCGCAGGCAGCACAACCCAAAGACUCGAGGCAAAUUGCGCCUCUUCUGCAACGGGACCACCACGACCUGCGCGACGGUUGGGACCAAAGGGACCGCAGGGACUCGUCCCGCGAGUCUCGUGACAGGGACCCGCUCGGCAGUAGGCGGGGAUCCAUGGACAUACUGGAGGCCAGGGACCUGGAGGAGAGGAGGCCGAGCAAGUACAAGGAGAUCCUGAUUGACUUCGAGCCGCAGCCUUGCGGGGCGCCGUGCGGAGCGCCGUGCCUGGCGCCGUGCGGGCCCGGGUGCACCGGGCCGUGCUCGUCGCCACCCUGCAGCCAGGCGGGUGCGCCCCAGGGAGCAGCGCCGGGGGCGCCGGGCCCGGGCCCGGCCCAGGGACCAGGGCGCAGGCGGCACAGCUUCCUCGGCGACGGCGAGAUCCUCAUCACGGACCCGCCCAUGGGGGGUCCCCUGGGGGCCAUCCCUCCACAGGACAUGUCCCCGUGCCGAGAGUGCGACCUCUCGGACCACUCGGAGCAGGACGACGGCAUGGACGACGAGGACGUUGGAGAGGAGGAUGAAGAGGACGAGGACGAGGAGGACGAGGACGGCGUGGUGCCGACGGGCAAGCUGGUGCACCCUCGCCUCAGGAUAGUGGGCCUCGGCCCCAAGGACUCGCUCGACGACGAGUUUCACGAGAAUCUCAUCUACCGCGGUCUCUUCCGCAAGAAGAGCGUGUCCCUGGAGGACACGUCGACCGCCGACCCGGACCUGGCCGUAUUCCCCCGCGACCAGUUCAGGCGUCAGUCUGACCGCUUCGAGGGCGAGCAGCAGGACCUGCAGGACGAGGGCGACACGCCGAGGACCUCGCCGGCGCCCGGCAGAGGGCUGACGACGCGCAGGAUGAACGGCAAGGCGGGGCCCGGGGCGCGCCUGUCGCCCUUCGCGUCGUCGGACUCGCUGGCCGAGACCAACGGCAUCUGGAACGAGAGCCAGGCCACGGUGCUGCAAGCCGACUCGGACAACUCGGCCGACUUGAGCUUGCAGCAGCACAGCCUGGCGCACAGCCUGCACCCCAGCACGGCGCACACCUCGGCCCUCAGCCCCGCGUCCCGGCGGAAGCACAUGCUCAUGGUGCAGCACCAGCAGCGCUCCUCCAUCGACACCGACGUCCUGGACGAGGACCCUGAACCCGUCCAG